This is a messenger RNA of Racocetra fulgida, 2871 nucleotides long. The record is from the annotation of a GenBank genome assembly. Lineage: Eukaryota; Fungi; Glomeromycota; Glomeromycetes; Diversisporales; Gigasporaceae.
AUGCCAUCAUACAUCGGUGCUAUCGACCAAGGAACGUCGUCUUCUCGUUUUUUAAUUUUUGAUGAGAAUGGAAAAAUUGUAGCACUUCAUCAAAUUGGAUUCCCUCAAUAUUAUCCUCAUCCUGGGUGGAUUGAACAUAAUCCUAAUGAACUUUUAGACUCUGUUUCAGAAUGUGUUGAUAAAUGCAUUACCAAAUUUUUAAAUGAUAAAACUUGUUCUAUUAAAGAUAUCAAAGCCAUUGGGAUCACUAAUCAACGUGAAACGUUUAUUGCAUGGGAUAAAAAUACUGGAAAACCUCUCCAUAACGCUAUUGUUUGGAGUGAUACUCGCACUCUUGAUUUGGUUCAUCAUUUGACUGAACAAAUUAAUCACGGUGCUGAUAUAUUUAAGAAAUCAUGUGGGUUACCAAUAUCCACAUAUUUUUCGGCUGUGAAAUUGUUGUGGAUGAUUAAUAAUGUUCCUGCUGUAAGAGAUGCUCACAAUAAUGAUACCCUUUUGGUUGGAACUGUUGAUACUUGGCUUAUUUGGAAUUUAACCGGUGGAAUCAAUGGCGGAUUACAUAUCACUGACGUUACAAACGCCUCUCGUACUAUGUUCAUGGACCUUAAUACUUUAGAAUGGAGUCAAACCAUUCUUGACUUUUUUAAUGUUAAGAAAAAUUGUCUUCCUAGGAUAUGCUCAUCUUCCGAAGUCUAUUGUCACAUUAAAAUAAGAGAUAGUGAAAUUCCAAUCGCUGGAAUUUUGGGUGAUCAACAAGCUGCUUUAGUAGGUCAAAAAUGCUUUAAAAGUGGUGAAGCUAAAAACACUUAUGGUACUGGUUGUUUUAUGUUAUUUAAUACCGGUACUACUCCUUUUUUUUCAAAAUCCGGUCUACUCACAACCGUUGGAUACAAAUUUGGAAAUAAUCCUCCUGUUUAUGCUCUAGAAGGCUCCAUAGCUGUCGCUGGUUCUGCUAUCCAAUGGCUUCGUAAUAAUUUAGGCAUUAUUAAAGAAUCUAAAGAUAUUAAUGACCUCGCUGCUUUAACCCCAGAUGUUGGUGGUGUAUAUUUUGUUACUGCUUUUUCUGGUCUUUACGCUCCUUAUUGGCAACAUAUUGCUCGUGCAACUCUUGAAGCCACUUGCUUCCAAACUCGUGCUAUUUUGGAAGCUAUGAAUAGUGAUUCUGAUUAUCCUUUAACUUACCUAAAGGUUGAUGGUGGUAUGACUGCUUCUGAUUUGUGCAUGCAAAUCCAAGCUGACAUUCUUGGAAUAGAUGUAGACCGUCCUGCAAUGAGGGAAACAACUGCAUUGGGUGCAGCUAUUGCUGCUGGUCUUGCUGUCGGCGUUUGGAAAUUAAGUGAUCUGGAUAAAGUUAAUAGCGAUGGUAAAGAUGUUUUUAAACCUCAAGUCUCUCGAGAAAAUGCUGCACAAAGAUAUCAACUUUGGCAAAAAGCUGUAGAGAGAAGUUUUGGGGCCUUAAACUCUGACCUAACAAUUGUAUUGGUAGUUGGAGCCGGGGUUUGUUCACGUUUAAGACAAGAUUUGUCCUCAGUAUCAUCGUCCUGGGUAAAUUGUUAUAAUGCUGGAAACUCUGUUUCAGAAUGUGUUGAUAAAUGCAUUACCAAAUUUUUAAAUGAUAAAACUUGUUCUAUUAAAGAUAUCAAAGCCAUUGGGAUCACUAAUCAACGUGAAACGUUUAUUGCAUGGGAUAAAAAUACUGGAAAACCUCUCCAUAACGCUAUUGUUUGGAGUGAUACUCGCACUCUUGAUUUGGUUCAUCAUUUGACUGAACAAAUUAAUCACGGUGCUGAUAUAUUUAAGAAAUCAUGUGGGUUACCAAUAUCCACAUAUUUUUCGGCUGUGAAAUUGUUGUGGAUGAUUAAUAAUGUUCCUGCUGUAAGAGAUGCUCACAAUAAUGAUACCCUUUUGGUUGGAACUGUUGAUACUUGGCUUAUUUGGAAUUUAACCGGUGGAAUCAAUGGCGGAUUACAUAUCACUGACGUUACAAACGCCUCUCGUACUAUGUUCAUGGACCUUAAUACUUUAGAAUGGAGUCAAACCAUUCUUGACUUUUUUAAUGUUAAGAAAAAUUGUCUUCCUAGGAUAUGCUCAUCUUCCGAAGUCUAUUGUCACAUUAAAAUAAGAGAUAGUGAAAUUCCAAUCGCUGGAAUUUUGGGUGAUCAACAAGCUGCUUUAGUAGGUCAAAAAUGCUUUAAAAGUGGUGAAGCUAAAAACACUUAUGGUACUGGUUGUUUUAUGUUAUUUAAUACCGGUACUACUCCUUUUUUUUCAAAAUCCGGUCUACUCACAACCGUUGGAUACAAAUUUGGAAAUAAUCCUCCUGUUUAUGCUCUAGAAGGCUCCAUAGCUGUCGCUGGUUCUGCUAUCCAAUGGCUUCGUAAUAAUUUAGGCAUUAUUAAAGAAUCUAAAGAUAUUAAUGACCUCGCUGCUUUAACCCCAGAUGUUGGUGGUGUAUAUUUUGUUACUGCUUUUUCUGGUCUUUACGCUCCUUAUUGGCAACAUAUUGCUCGUGCAACUCUUGAAGCCACUUGCUUCCAAACUCGUGCUAUUUUGGAAGCUAUGAAUAGUGAUUCUGAUUAUCCUUUAACUUACCUAAAGGUUGAUGGUGGUAUGACUGCUUCUGAUUUGUGCAUGCAAAUCCAAGCUGACAUUCUUGGAAUAGAUGUAGACCGUCCUGCAAUGAGGGAAACAACUGCAUUGGGUGCAGCUAUUGCUGCUGGUCUUGCUGUCGGCGUUUGGAAAUUAAGUGAUCUGGAUAAAGUUAAUAGCGAUGGUAAAGAUGUUUUUAAACCUCAAGUCUCUCGAGAAAAUGCUGCACAAAGAUAUCAACUUUGGCAAAAAGCUGUAGAGAGAAGUUUUGGUUGGGCAUAA